AUGCUCUGUUAUUGUCUUGGUACUGUUGUUAAUUUUUUGAACAAUAUUGAUGUAGAAGAAUGGAUGUUGAAGGAAAGAAAUGGUUGUCGUUUCCGAGGAAAAGAUAUUAAUCGAUUCUGGAGUGGUGCCACUGCUAUAUGUGACCAUCUGAUAUGCAAUGGACCUUCUCCACAUUGUGUUGAUUGGAUUCAUGAAGUCUCGAUGCUUAGGACAGACCGUGUUGUUGAAGAGAUGGAGACUGAUCAUAUAGGUAUGGGAUUAGGAGAUGAUUUUGAUGUGAUGAUACAUAAUACAUAUGGUCAUAUGACUAGUAUUGUUAGGCUUUACCAAGUAAAGUGCAUUCAUGGAUUUAGUGAGGCGGUCUUUACUGCGUUACUUGAGUUGAUAAAGGAGGUUUUUCCCGAUGUAAAUCUACCAUCGUCUUUUAGUGUGGCAAAGGGUAUGAUUAAAGACUUAAGUCCUGGUUACCAAAAGAUACAUGCAUGUCCAAAUGACUGCAUUCUCUUUUGGGCUGAAAAUGAGAAGCUGGAUAAGUGCACAAAGUGUGGAACAUCAAGAUGGAAAUUAUAUGAACAGAAACUUAAUUCAAUUGAGAACAUGGAUAUGUUAAAAGAAUCUAAGAUCCCAGCAAAAGUGAUGAGAUAUUUUCCUUUAACGCAAAGGCUACAAAGAAUGUUCAUGAGCUCUGAUUUCUCUAACUCAAUGACAUGGCAUGCUUUAGCAAGGAAGAAGGAUGGAAAGUUAAGGCAUCCAGCUCAUGGUGAAGGUUGGAAGUCAAUGGAUGCCAAAUAUCCUGAGUUUGCUGCAGAAUUUCGAAAUGUAAGGUUGGGCUUAGCAUCGGAUGGCUUUAACCCUUAUCGAUCAAUGAACAUUUCUCAUAGCACCUGGCCAGUUGUCUUAGUAAUUAAUUAUAACCUUCCACCCUGGUUAAUCAUGAAACCGGAAAAUAUUAUUCUUUCAACCUUAAUUCCUGGCCCGGUUGGAGUAGGUAAUGAAAUUGAUGUAUAUAUGCAGCCCUUACUUGCCGAGUUGAAAGAGUUAUGGGGUGUUGGUGUUGAGACUUAUGAUGCAAGGUCUGAUAGCACAUUUAAGCUACAUGCAAGUCUCCUUUGGACAAUAAGUGAUUUUCCCGGAUAUGCAAUUUUAUCAGUGUUGGGCCAGCUAAGCGAGCCUAACUCCAUAAUAGAGUUGUUGUGUGGUUAUGAGAAUGAUUUUGGGAAGAAACAGAAAAAGCAAAAGGGUUCUUCGUCAAACAGCCCUGGGAAGAAAAGAUCCAUUUUUUAUGAGCUACCAUAUUGGAGUAGUAAUAUGGUCAGGCAUAACCUUGAUGUUAUGCAUAUUGAGAAGAACCUUUGUGACAAAAUUUUGGGGACUUUGUUAAAUAUUGGGGGUAAAACAAAAGAUCACCUUAAUGCUCGUAUGGAUAUGGAACAAAUGGGGAUUAGAAAGAUUCUCCAUCCGAUUAAAUGCGGUGAUAACAAAAAAGUUGAAAUAAGAGCAGCAACUUUUGAUAUGACAAAAAAAGAGAAAGAGAUUUUUUGUUCAGUCUUCAUGAAUGCGAAGUUUCCACAUGGAUCGGUAUCUAAUAUUAGUCGUUUUGUUCACAUGAAGGAGCGGAAGAUAGUAGGUUACAAGAGUCAUGAUGCACAUGUUAUGCUUCAAUAUUUAUUGCAAUUUGAAGUGGUUAAAAUACUGAAACCUGAGGUACCAAUACCUUUGAUGAGGUUAAGUGCAUUCUUAAGGGGUAUAUGUGGGAAGGUCAUCGAAUUAGAAGAUGUUGAAAAGUUGCAGAAGGAAAUAAUUGAAAUACUUUGUGAGCUUGAAAUGAUAUUUCCACCUGCAUUUUUUGACAUAAUGGUUCACUUACCUAUUCAUUUAUGCAAGGAACUCGAAUUCGGUGGACCUGUGCAUUUGAGGUGUAUGUUUGGAGUCGAACGAUACUUAUGCAAACUAAAAUCUUAUGUUCGAAACAGGAGCAAACCAGAAGACUCUAUAGCAAAAGGCUAUAUAGUAGAUGAAUGUUUGACAUAUUGUGCCAGAUUUUUUAAUGAUGGAGGUGAAAAUAUAAAUGAUCCUCACAAUGGCAACAACGCUGCAGGGUAUCCUAUUGGAUCUGGUAAAAAUAAAGACGCGAAAUCUAUACAUUUAGAAGGAAAGAUCUGGAUCAAGGCUCAUCGAUACAUAUUAUUCAAUUGUGAUAAUGUGGAUAUCGAGAUGCUAAAAGACGAACACCUUCAAUUGGUUCAAAAAGAUGCAAAGUCACAGAAGUUUAAAAGGGAAUGGACGCAUACAAUUGAAUUUCACAAGUGGUUAAAAGAGGUAGUUCGAGAUAAAGAAAAUAUUUCAGUAGAAUUGUCAUGUUUGGCGAAAGGGCAUGCAGCAAAGAGAUUUUCUGGUUAUGUGGUCAGUGGAUAUAGGUUUCACACCAAGCGUAGAGAUCGUAGGUGUACGACACAAAAUUCUGGUGUCUUUGUUACUGCCCUAACCACUAGUUUCGCUAGUGCAAAAGACCAAAACCCCAUAGUAGGAGAUGUAAGUUACUAUGGUGCAAUUGAGGACAUCAUUGAAGUCGACUACUGGGGAGAAUUAACUGUUGUUCUUUUUAAGUGUUGUUGGUACAAUAAAGGUAAGGAAUGCUAUGGCCUAACAAGAGUGAACUUUAACCAGUUAUGUCAUAAAGAAGAUCCUUUCGUUCUCGCUACACAAGUCCAACAGGUCUUCUAUAUAGAAGAUCCUACUGACAAAAACUUACAUUUUGUUAUCAAAAAAUCUCCAAAGGAUCAGUAUUCUGAAGUGGAAGAUGGGAUGGGUUCAGUUGAAGAUGUUGCAGACAUAAGUUAUGAGUUGCAAGGACAAGUACAUGACGUUGAUCAUGUCAUUAGUUGGUGCAGAGAUGACAUUCCGACAAAGCAAUUACAUGUUACACCUGAUGAUCCAGAGCAGAAUAAUGCUGAAAUUUUCUAA
Daucus carota subsp. sativus is the source of this 2964-nucleotide messenger RNA. RefSeq lists its product as uncharacterized. Lineage: Eukaryota; Viridiplantae; Streptophyta; Magnoliopsida; Apiales; Apiaceae. The coding region runs from base 1 to 2964 and encodes 987 amino acids. The record is from RefSeq and is a predicted model, not a curated record. The transcript is spliced from 5 exons.